Messenger RNA from Tribolium castaneum (red flour beetle), 2526 nucleotides. RefSeq lists its product as uncharacterized. NCBI's taxonomy places the organism in Eukaryota, Metazoa, Arthropoda, Insecta, Coleoptera, Tenebrionidae. The transcript has 6 exons. Gene Ontology annotation, cellular component: cytoplasm. The record is from RefSeq and is a predicted model, not a curated record. Gene Ontology annotation, biological process: signal transduction; regulation of GTPase activity. The coding region runs from base 556 to 2454 and encodes 632 amino acids.
UAGCAUAAAUACUUAGACCAAGAAAAUGAAAGUGAAAAUGCACAAAAAAAUUACUCACAAGGAAACUGAAACACAGUAAAAUAAAAAAUAAAGAGUAUAAAAACUGUAUUUGAGUUUAAAUGGUUGCAUAACAUAUUUUCUCUACAAUUAUAUCAGGUUUCUAAGUAUGCGGGACAUUACCUGCACACAGCACACUUAGAUAGAACUAAUUAGUAAUUAUUUUGCAUAUAAUCCCACAAAUUUAUUGUCCACAUCGUAAUAUUUUUUUAUAAAAAACGACCAGUAAAUUGUGUUCAAAAAUGAAGCUUUUGCAAUCAUUCAUUGAAAAUGAUCAAGGUCGCGUUUCUCAUUUAUCACCGCACCAACUGCAAGCAAAGAUAAACACGAUUUAUUGCAUUUGCAACUUGAUACCAAACACCAACAUUAUGUUAGCAUUUUACAGUCAGUCUAGUUUCAAUUUUAAUAAAACUCUGGUCCCCUAUUUUGAGUCAACUUCCCGUCAAUUUUUUACUUGGCGCGCUUUUCCGCCUCCUCUUCGCCAGAGUGGGGCAACACAUGUUAUCAACCUUAUCACUAUCACAAACACAGUGUUAUAAUCAUGUGUUCCCCAACCAAACAAUGACCAGAAAUUCGCUCGAAUUCAACUCUUUACCCGAAAAUGAACGAAGGCAAUUGCAGGAUUUGUUUACCGAAAUCGAUAGCGGCCCCAAAGAUGAGAGUUCCAGCAACAAACCACAAAACUUCCCAGUGUUUGAAGAGCAAGAGAUACUUCUCCGAAAACCCAGUCUUAAGCCAGAAAGGCCCAAAACAUACUCGUCCACAGUAACGAAGAAAAUCGAAAAAACCCACUUUGAUUUUGACGGAGUUAAGGGCUUGGAAUUGCUCAACGAACGCCAAUGUAUCAAGAUUGGAGAAGAGGACAUCCUGCGAUUGGACGGCAAAGAGUUGAAACUCCUGAGGGGAAACACCGAAAAUGUGAUAAAACGCAACAUCUCCAUGAAAAAAGGCGUUAAAUUCAUUACGAAAAAAACCCUGGAGAUGAGCGACGUGGACACGAACCUCUACUGGCUCACGUUCAGCUCGCACAAAGACGCCAAACUCUUCAUCGAGAAGGAAAAAUCCUUCCAUGCUCUGCCAUCGACCAUAAAGCCCAUGGGGCCGUUCUGGCAACUGCGCAAGCUGCUCAAGAAGCGCUCGAGUCGGGAUCUGCUCGAGCUGAAGGGGAUUAUCAAGAACGAGCCGAUUUUCGGCAACACUUUGGAGGAGUUGGUCAGUGAGGAGCAUCCAGUGCCGGAGGUGAUCACGAGGAUUGUGCGACUGAUUGAAGAGCCGGAAAAUAUCACCAGUGUGGGGCUGUAUCGAGCGUCGGCGAAUUUGGCCGUGGUUCAGAACAUCCGGUUUGAGAUCAAUUGCGGAAGAUGGGAGAUUUUGGACAAGCAUGGGACGGAUGUUGAUGUACUGGCGGGGACUCUCAAGCUGUUUUUUCGCGAGUUGAAGCAGCCGCUGAUUUCGGCGGAGGUGUAUGAGGAGUUGCGCGAAGCGAUAACAAAUGGUAAAUUUGAGAUUAGGACAGUUGUUGAUAAUCUCCCAGCACCAAGUCGAAACACCCUUUUAUUUAUAAUCAAACACCUCUUAAAAGUAUGUGAACACAAAGACGCCAACAAAAUGGACUUUUACAAUUUAGCGAUAUGUUGGGGCCCUACUUUAAUCACACUGCCUAGUAGUUGCUCAGAUUUGGUGGCUCAAACCACCGGAUUUACCAAAGUUACCGAACAGUUACUUUGCUAUUACAAGGAACAUCCGGAAUUUAUUGCAGACGAUUACGUACCAAAAACCAAAGAUUUCGUCUACCAAGUAGUGCAAAAACUGACGGAAAUUAUCGACACCGGGAUCGAAACGGAAGGAAUUUACCGAAAAUCCGGUUCGAACGCGAAAAUCGACAACAUAAUGAAACAACUAGAGAAACAAAAUUUGACCGAAAUCGACGAAAAAACCGACAUACAUGAUCUCUGUUGCGCCCUCAAAAAGUUUCUCUCAUCGUUAAAAGAACCACUAAUUCCCAACGAGUUUUUAUGCCAGUACUGCGAAAUCUGUGAUAAAUUAGAAUACUCCGUUUUACGGAAUGAAAUUCGGCGGAUGGUUCAGCAAGUUCCACGAAAAGACGCUCUUUUGCUGCUUUUCGAGCACUUGAAGAACGUUUUGAGUUUUAGCAAACGGAAUAAAAUGUCAGAGAUUAUUUUGUGCGACAUUUGGAUGACAACACUUGCGUCGUCGACUUACAGGAAAAAAGUGCCGAAAUUUUUCAAACUGUUUGAACUUUUGUUGUAUUUGGACGAGGAAGUUUUACCAGACUUGAUCAAGGAGACGAGAGUUAGGGAAAGUAGAUAUGACAACGUACCUGAUGAUAUUAGUGACGACACAACGUCAAGCCAGCAAAUGUACACAAAGUUAUAGUAUUUAGUUCGUAUGUAAUUAUGUAAUGUAUGUACUGUUUUAUUUAUGUGAGAUUAAUAAAAAUUAAAUUUA